AUGGCUGGACGAAUUCGACGCAUUCAAAAGGUACCCAGGUACACAGGGCCAUUCGCACUACUCUCUGGAGCAAACGGAAGGACCAACAUGCAACAGGCACGGAAUGAGCUUACAGCCAUGUUGUAUGGCGAGACUGAGAUUGCAGACUGCCAGCGGGACCAGUCUUCACUUAUCGACCUCAAGCUGGUCGAAGACGGCAAUAUCAUGCACAUGAAGGGUCGAUUCCCAGGUCCCCCAGGAACCCCUUACGAAGGAGGCAUGUUUCAAGUCGACAUUCUACUCUCCGAUGCGUACCCCUUCCAGCCGCCCAAAGUCAAGUUCGAUACUAAAGUUUAUCACCCAAACGUCAGCUCCCAGACAGGAGUGAUUUGCCUGGAUAUCUUGAAGCAGGCAUGGUCGCCUGUCCUGACGAUAUCUUCAACGCUGCUGUCGGUUCAGUCUCUCCUCUGCACGCCCGAGCCCAAUGAUCCUCAGGAUGCUCAAGUGGCUUCUCAAUAUCUGAACGACUAUGACGCGUUUCUGGAGACGGCGCAGUUCUGGUCCGAAUGCUAUGCAAAACCCAGCCCAGGAGACAGACUGCAUCCGGACAGCAAACCAUUGGGCAGUGGGAACCCAUCACAACAACACGACGCAACAGCAGGAUACAACAACCAUUUCCAAUCGCAUCAGAGUCCUGCGUUUGUGGCGCCAGCACCAGAACCGGUGUUGAGCAAGGAGGAGCUGGAAAAACGGCGCAAGGUCCAGGAUUUGGUCGAGAUGGGCUUUGGGGCGGAUCGGGCUCGAACCUUUUUGAUCAGGGCCAACUGGCAGACCGAGGCAGCUUUGGAGGACCUGCUGAACCAGUAG
This is a messenger RNA of Linnemannia hyalina, 846 nucleotides long. The record is from the annotation of a GenBank genome assembly. NCBI's taxonomy places the organism in Eukaryota, Fungi, Mortierellomycota, Mortierellomycetes, Mortierellales, Mortierellaceae.